AUGCGCUGGGUGCGCGCCUAUAGCAUUGGUCUCAUGGGCCUUCUGGCACUCGCUUCAGCAAGCGACAACGUCGCGCCCGGUCAAGCCCCGCGCUGGCUACGAUCGGCGAGCAGUAGUACUGGCUCUGGUUCUCGCAUUGUAGCGUCACAACAGCCACUAUUGACGCCUGCGCCGACCGAGGCAACGGUCGCUCCAACGGUAGCGCCAAAGACAUCGGUGCCACCUUUAUCAACAGCGACUCCGACGGCAUCGCCAACGUCAUCGCCGACGGCAUCACCGACUGACCGGCCGACAGACGAGCCUACGAGCCCGCUUCCGGCGUCCACUACCACGAGUGCACCUGUGGAUACAACGGCACCGGUGACCAAAAGCCCGACACCGACACCUCUGCCUUCGCCAUUACCCGACACGACGCACCAGCCAGUCACAACGCGGCCUGAACCGUCCUCGGUACCACCAGCGUCGCGCGUUGUUACCACGCUACCACGAACCAGUCUUCCAAAGCCAAUAACGACGGCAGACCAAGCAGUGGAGAGCACUUCAGCGCCUACGGUGGCGGUCGCGGCUGCAAACGCCGCGCCGCUGAGUCAGUACGUUGUCCCCGCAGUGGUUGUCGCAGCUGUCGUCAUAUUUUUGCUGGUGGCAUCUAUCGUGCGUCUUCGCAGCCGUCAAAACGAUGAGCAACACAUUCCGAGUCCGUACUCGACGCGCCCUGCCGGGUCAUUCCAAGGCAUCGCCGUGCCGGCACGUGCCAGUGUUAGCAGCGGCACGUCGUUUCCCCACAGCCGUGCGGCUCGCGGUCGCAACGGCAGCGUCGAUGCCUCGUUUCGAUGGCGAAGCCAAAGCGACGACCAGACGUCGUUUACACGAAGCAGCCUCGCGUCAUCUUUGAACGGCACGCGCCUGCAGUGCCUCGACGAAGAGGUCGCGCAGCGCCGGGCACACUAUGACGCCAAGCGCAUCACGUCCCCGACGAGCUUUAACGAAGUCGUCUUGUAAGAGCAAGCCCAUGAUAACGUUGCAAACAAAUGCGUCUCCUGUAACC
Messenger RNA from Saprolegnia parasitica CBS 223.65, 1045 nucleotides. RefSeq lists its product as hypothetical. The transcript has a single exon. Bases 1 to 999 code for a protein of 332 amino acids. The record is from RefSeq and is a predicted model, not a curated record. Lineage: Eukaryota; Oomycota; Saprolegniomycetes; Saprolegniales; Saprolegniaceae.